AUGGCUGUUGGCACCAAGACCAGAAGAGACUCUGCCGAGUCCAUUAACACAGAUAUCAUUACCUUGUCCAGAUUUAUUUUGGAACAACAACAGGUAUCUGCUAAAAAUGCCACUGGUGAGUUUUCUAUGCUAUUAAACUCGUUGCAGUUUGCGUUCAAGUUCAUAUCACAGACCAUCAGACGUGCAGAAUUGGUCAACUUGAUCGGUCUUGCUGGUGCCUCUAACAGUACUGGUGACCAGCAAAAGAAGUUGGAUGUUUUGGGUGACGAGAUAUUCAUUAAUGCGAUGAAGGCAUCUGGUAAUGUCAAGGUUUUAGUUUCUGAAGAGCAAGAAGACUUGAUUGUGUUCCGUAACAGCCCGGGGAAAUACGCAGUGUGCUGCGACCCAAUCGAUGGAUCAUCCAACUUGGAUGCUGGUGUGUCUGUCGGUACGAUUGUUUCCUUGUUUAAGAUUCAUGAGAGUGGUGAGAAGGACAGCGAGGGUACCAUCAAUGAUGUUGCCCGUUGCGGUAGAGAGAUGGUUGCCGCUUGCUACACUAUGUACGGUGCUUCCACUCACUUGAUGUUGACCACUGGAGCAGGUGUCAACGGUUUUACUUUGGACAACAAUUUGGGUGAGUUUAUCUUGACGUAUCCAGACUUGAGGUUACCAUCUCACAGGUCAAUUUAUUCUAUCAAUGAAGGUAACACAUGCUAUUGGGAACCAUUAAUUGCUUCUUUCAUUGCCAAAUUGAAGGAAAAGAGUGAGGAAAAUGGCGGUAAGCCAUACUCUGCUCGUUACGUCGGUUCUAUGGUUGCCGAUGUCCAUAGAACUUUGCUAUAUGGAGGGUUGUUUUCUUACCCCGGCGAUCAGAAAAACCCUAACGGUAAAUUGAGAUUAUUGUAUGAAGCCUUCCCAAUGGCAUUCCUUGUUGAGCAAGCUGGUGGUAAAGCUGUAAACGACAGAGGUGAACGUAUCUUGGACUUGGUACCUGAACAUAUCCACGAUAGGAGCAGUAUUUGGUUGGGUAGUGUUGAUGAAGUCAACAGAUACUUGAAGCAUAUUGGCAAGUUAUAA
This is a messenger RNA of Kluyveromyces marxianus DMKU3-1042, 1056 nucleotides long. RefSeq names its product fructose 1,6-bisphosphate 1-phosphatase (gene FBP1). Gene Ontology annotation, cellular component: cytoplasm; cytosol. Gene Ontology annotation, biological process: fructose metabolic process; fructose 6-phosphate metabolic process; gluconeogenesis. The record is from RefSeq and is a predicted model, not a curated record. Bases 1 to 1056 code for a protein of 351 amino acids. Lineage: Eukaryota; Fungi; Ascomycota; Saccharomycetes; Saccharomycetales; Saccharomycetaceae. The transcript has a single exon. Gene Ontology annotation, molecular function: fructose 1,6-bisphosphate 1-phosphatase activity.